Neltuma alba is the source of this 2034-nucleotide messenger RNA. RefSeq lists its product as uncharacterized. Lineage: Eukaryota; Viridiplantae; Streptophyta; Magnoliopsida; Fabales; Fabaceae. Bases 1 to 2034 code for a protein of 677 amino acids. Gene Ontology annotation, molecular function: nucleic acid binding; RNA-DNA hybrid ribonuclease activity. The transcript has 3 exons. The record is from RefSeq and is a predicted model, not a curated record.
AUGAGAACUAAGAGGGGUGGAACAGGAUUUAUUGCUAUAAAAGUAGAUAUGGAAAAAGCUUAUGACAGGCUAGAUUGGAACUUCCUAGAAUUCACAAUGAAAAGCCUUGGCCUAUCAGAUAAUUUUGUCGACAUCAUAAUGAAAUGCAUUUCCACAGCCUCGAUGAGAGUCUUAUGGAAUGGGGUGGCAAUAGAGAGCUUUCAACCAUCUAGAGGAGUGAGACAGGGAGAUCCCCUAAGCCCCUACCUAUUUGUCCUGUGCAUGGAAAGGCUGGGGCAACUGAUUCAGCAUGAGAUUGAAAGGGGAAGAUGGAAGCCGAUGAAACUGAGUACAAGAGGACCAAUCAUCUCACAUCUUUUCUUUGCUGAUGAUUUGAUUUUGUUCGGAGAAGCGUCAACAGAUCAGAUGUUGGAAAUGAAGAACAUCAUGCAUUUCUUCUGUCAGAGCUUACGAACUGAGCCAAAUGGUUGGGAUUGGCCUUACCCAAGACCUCAGAAAGUAUUUGGGUGUACCGAUCCUACACAAAAGAGUAACCAAGACGAUAUUUGCUCCCUUAAUUCAGAAGGUGAGAUCAAGACUGGAAAACUAGAAAGGAAGAUUCCUGAGCCUAGUAGGGAGAUCAGUACUCAUCAAUUCGGUUAUCUCAACACUCCCCUCAUACCAAAUGCAAACAACACUACUCCCAAAAGGCAUCUAGUUGAAUUGGAAAAAAUCAGUAGAACCUUUUUCUGGAAUAACGAAAAUGGAGGUAGGAAACUUCAUCUUCUAGCUUGGGAUGUGAUUAAAAAGAGUAAAGAAGAAGGUGGUCUUGGAAUCAAAGAUCUACAUAGUCAAAACGUGGCUUUCAUCAUGAAACUAUGCUGGGGAAUUCUUACAAAACCCCAAGCAAUGUGGGUCAAAUGCUUGAAGGCGAAAUAUGAUUGUGGGGAGAAUAGGAUGCCGGAAGUCAAUCAAAAAAGAAACCAAUCUGAAGUUUGGAGGGCGAUAACACUGGUUUGGAAAGAGUUCCUGAAAGGUGUGGGAUUCCAACUACAGAGUGGAGAAACAGCAAAAGCUUGGAGUGAUUUGUGGAGUCCUCUGGAGCUUCCUUUAAAGUUCUAUGCAAAUAAGAACUUCCACCAAAUAAAUCCAGAUGAACCAGUGAGGAACUUUGUGACAGAUAAUGGCCAAUGGAAUCUGAUUAGAUGGGGAGAAUGUCUCCCUAGUUGGGUGCUAGAGAAAAUCAAAAUGACUAGACCACCAACAGGGAGGGGUGAGGAUAAGAUAUGCUUGAGAAAUGCCACAGAUGGAAAUUUCAGUGUAUGGCUCAAAUGGAACACCGAAAACAACCCAACAAAUGGAAGAUUUUCUAGAUGGCCGUGGAGUCGAAUCUUUGAACAAGUCUGUUGGGCUAUCUGGAAGAACAGAUGUAAGAAAGCAUUCGGGGAGAAGACUACUCGACCAAAGGACCAAAUGUUCAAGAUCCUGAACCACCUUAUGGAGGAGGUACAGCAAGAAAAAUUUCGCCACCAGAUAUACCAGCUUCCAGAGAGGAGCACCACACAACGUAAUCCCCCACCUCCUGAUUAUGUCAGAAUUGAUGUGGACGGGUCAAAAUCAAGAGAAGGUGCGGCAACUUGUGGAGGUUUUAUUAGUGACUAUCGAGGUCAUUGGAAGGGUGGAUUUCAACGGAAGUUGGGUACCAUGCCCUCAACAGCUGCGGAGAUACACGCUAUGCUGACUAGACUGCAACUUUGCAAGCAGUUGGGGUAUAGUAAAAUAAAGCUAUACACGGAUUCGGCUGAGGCUCUUCACCUACUUCUGACCGAUUGUGAGCCCUCACAUCCUUUGAGGGAGAUGGUACAAGACUUGAGAAAUUUGAUAUUUGAUAAUUGGGACAUUGAAAUCCUGCACUCAUUCAGGGAAAAUCUAGGAUGUGCCAAUAAGCUUGCUACGAUGGCUCAUCAUAUUGAGCAUGAGUAUAUAUUUCUACAAGAUAUCCCGAAUUAUUGUAGGGAGUAUUUUGAUGCUAGUCAGGGACAAAUGGGUCAGUAA